Molecule: messenger RNA, 1211 nt
Organism: Myotis lucifugus (little brown bat)
Lineage: Eukaryota; Metazoa; Chordata; Mammalia; Chiroptera; Vespertilionidae
Product: transforming acidic coiled-coil-containing protein 2-like
Exons: 8
Coding region: 234-752 (172 amino acids)
Biological process (GO): cerebral cortex development; cell population proliferation; mitotic spindle organization
Cellular component (GO): cytoplasm
Source: RefSeq, a predicted model, not a curated record
UUUAAUUAAAAACCAUCCCGCAGAGAGAAGCCGCUCACCCAGCCGAUGUCUCCAUCUCCAAAUCAGCCCUGUACUCCCGCAUCGGGGCCACGGAGGCGGAGAAGGCCCCCGGCCUCCUGUUCCAGCCGCCGGACCUGGACGCCGCGCUGCAGGUCGCCCGGGCAGAGGUCCUCGCCAAGGAGAGAGAGGUCUCUGAGUGGAAGGAGAAGUACGAGGAGAGCCGGCGCGAGGUCAUGGAGAUGAGGAAGAUCGUGGCCGAGUACGAGAAGACCAUCGCACAGAUGAUAGGCAAGCCCGAGGACGAGCAGCGGGAGAAGUCCGUCUCCCACCAGACGGUGCAGCAGCUGGUGCUGGAGAAGGAGCAGGCCCUGGCCGACCUGAACUCCGUGGAGAAGUCCCUGGCCGACCUCUUCCGGAGAUACGAGAAGAUGAAGGAGGUGCUGGAGGGCUUCCGCAAGAAUGAAGAGGUGCUGAAGAAGUGCGCCCAGGAGUACCUGUCCCGCGUGAAGAAGGAGGAGCAGAGGUACCAGGCCCUGAAGGUGCACGCGGAGGAGAAGCUGGACAGGGCCAACGCGGAGAUUGCCCAGGUCCGGGGCAAGGCCCAGCAGGAGCAGGCCGCCUACCAGGCCAGCCUGCGGAAGGAGCAGCUGCGGGUGGACGCCCUGGAGCGGACGCUGGAGCAGAAGAAUAAAGAGAUCGAAGAACUCACCAAGAUUUGCGAUGAACUGAUUGCCAAAAUGGGGAAAAGCUAACUUUGACCCAAACGUUUGGACUUGACCGUUGCGUGCAAUAUGCCCGUCGGCACCCUGCUGUGCUCCCAGGCCGGGGACAGGCGCUCCCGCCGCCGCGUACGCACCGCCGUUCCCUCGCUCGGCCCCGGGGACGUGGUCGGCCGCAGGGCGAAGGGACCGGCGGAACUUCUUGCUGUGGGUUUGCGUUUUUCCCGGGAUCGUUCAUAGCAAGUUGACCUCAGAGUUCCCGCAUCAGGGAGAUUGUCCGAGUCUCUCACGGAGGACACGGCGCUGACCUUGGCCUUGCCCUUUGACCCUGAGCUCUUGGGUCUAACGUAAACACGUGCUGCUGCACAGGGACUCUUGCCUUAAGGAGUGUACACUUCACCUGCGUUUGCCGAUUCGUUUUAAUAAGAAAAGAACACGCAUGUUUCGAAUACAGUUCUCUAUUGUAAAUAAAAGAUUUUUCUUUGGAUCUUG